Ornithodoros turicata is the source of this 1175-nucleotide messenger RNA. RefSeq names its product solute carrier family 25 member 32-like. Gene Ontology annotation, cellular component: mitochondrion. The transcript has a single exon. Gene Ontology annotation, biological process: folate import into mitochondrion; nucleotide transport. Lineage: Eukaryota; Metazoa; Arthropoda; Arachnida; Ixodida; Argasidae. Gene Ontology annotation, molecular function: folic acid transmembrane transporter activity; FAD transmembrane transporter activity. Bases 233 to 1165 code for a protein of 310 amino acids. The record is from RefSeq and is a predicted model, not a curated record.
GGCUCAAAUCCAAUACCUAAUCCGGGCAACGCUGUUGCGCGAUUUGCAAGGUCGUUUCGUUUGUGCAGACGGAAAUGUCGUAGAAACUCGAAAUUCAGUGUUAUCAGAGAGUUAUCAGUCCUUGCACCGGGUUGCGUGAUGAUGGCACGGUUUCUCUUUGGCAUGAAUUUGGGUUACAAUAUAGUUGGUGUGAUCGGCGGGGUCUAGCGGUUGAUGCUCCAACGACGCACUCAUGACGACCAUCCCCGGUAUGUCGGAUAAUGGAGACUCGUCCUCGAACUUCUUAUCCUUCUUCAAACACGUGAAAUACGAGUAUUUGGUCGCCGGUGUGUCAGGUGGAGUAGCCUCAACACUUGCAGUGCAUCCGUUUGAUCUGCUCAAAAUCCGCCUUGCCGUGAACGACGGUGUGCUUUCUAGUCGCCCACAAUACCGUGGUUUUCUACACGCCGUGAGGACAAUCUUCAAAGAAGAGGGCCUCGUAGGCUUCUACCGAGGCAUCAGCCCAAACUGCUUUGGAGCAGGAGCCUCGUGGGGUUUCUACUUUUAUUUUUACAAUGCAAUUAAGUCACAAAUGGCAUCACGAUCGGCAUCUCCAACGUUAGGGCCCAAUCAGCACAUGCUGGCCGCUGCCGAAGCCGGGGUGCUCACCCUCACAAUGACGAACCCCAUUUGGGUGAUAAAGACGAGGAUGUGCCUGCAGUACAGCAAUGAGCCGCGUCGGUACCCAAGCAUGGCGCAAGCUUUCAUGAAAAUCUUCAAGCAAGAAGGCAUAGCCGGUCUGUACAAAGGAUUUGUGCCAGGCAUAUUCGGUGUGUCGCACGGAGCGCUGCAGUUUAUGGCUUACGAAGAAAUGAAACAGUACCAUGCCAAAUAUUACAAUGACGUUGGGAUGCAAAAAAUGGGCACGUUAGAGUACCUCGCCUUCGCAGCAGUGUCGAAGUUGUUCGCAACGACAGCUACUUAUCCUUACCAAGUUAUUAGAGCUAGGUUGCAGGAUCAGCAUAGUCACUACAACGGCAUUUGGAAUUGCAUAGCAAAGACGUGGAAAUACGAGGGCUACAGGGGCUUUUACAAAGGCCUCGUGCCCAAUCUGUUGAGGGUGACACCGGCGACGGCCAUCACGUUUGUAGUGUACGAAAAUAUUGCAAAGUUCCUAUUAAAGUAGUAGAGAGAGA